Molecule: messenger RNA, 1392 nt
Organism: Rana temporaria (common frog)
Lineage: Eukaryota; Metazoa; Chordata; Amphibia; Anura; Ranidae
Product: RNA-binding protein Nova-2-like
Biological process (GO): mRNA splicing, via spliceosome; regulation of alternative mRNA splicing, via spliceosome
Cellular component (GO): cytoplasm; nucleus
Molecular function (GO): mRNA binding
Source: RefSeq, a predicted model, not a curated record
AUGAUGCUGAACUCUUCCUGAAGGUCCUGAUCCCCAGCUAUGCCGCCGGCUCCAUUAUCGGUAAAGGAGGGCAGACGAUCGUCCAGCUGCAGCGUGAGACGGGCGCCACGGUCAAACUCUCCAAAUCCAAGGACUUCUAUCCAGGAACCACGGAGCGGGUGUGUCUGGUACAAGGGACGAUGGAAGCUUUGCUGGCCGCACACAACUUCAUCGCUGAAAAAGUCCGAGAACUUCCACAAGGAGCAAUGAAGAGCGACCUGGGGCUCCUCCCCUCCCAGAGCAGCGUCACUUCCGAGCGAGCCAAGCAGGCUAAACUUAUUGUUCCCAACACAACAGCCGGCCUCAUCAUUGGGAAAGGUGGAGCAACGGUCCGUAGUAUCAUGGAGGAAUCUGGAGCGUGGGUCCAGCUCUCUCAGAAGCCAGCAGGUCCAAAUCUCCAGGAACGGGUGGUGACAGUGAGUGGGGAAGCUUCCCAGGUUCAGCAUGCUGUAAGAAGCAUCAUACACAAAGCAAAAGAGGACCCGCCACAGGGCACCUCCUAUCUCAACAUCAGCUACACCAACACCCAAGGUCCUGUGGCCAACUCCAACCCUACAGGAUCCCCAUAUGCUGGAGGGAUGGCGGAGGCAACCAUUGCCCCAUACCCAGCUGCACCAGCUGCUUCAGCUGCAAUAUCUGGUGGAGAUCUUCUGGCCAUCUCUACGGCUCUGAAUACUUUAGCCAGCUAUGGUUACAGCACAGGUUUAGGAUUUAAUCCAUUAGUUGGCGGUGUCCAUCCAGCAGCUGUCAAUCUUUUAGCAUCUUACACAGGUGAAGCUGGUCCUGCAUUGGGCUUGGGGGGUGGAGGAAUCCUAAUGGAGAAGCUAGCUGCGGAAAGCGUUGCCGGUAAGGAGACUCUGGAGAUGGCUGUACCAGAAACCCUGGUAGGUGCAAUACUGGGGAAAGGUGGAAAGACAUUGAUUGAAUACCAAGAGCUGACAGGAGCUCGCAUACAGAUUUCCAAGAAGGGGGAAUUUGUCCCUGGAACAAGAAGCAGGAAAGUGAUCAUCACAGGACCACCGGGGGCCACACAAGCAGCACAAUACUUGAUUGGGCAGAGGGUGGCUUACGAGCAAAGUGUGCGGUCAACUAACCCACAAAAGGUUGGCUAACUGAAGACGUUUGGUGGGAGAGGUUGGUGCGUGUGGGGGGGAUGGAUGGUAGAACUGGGAAACGCAAAGGGUCGUGGACAUGACAUGUCUGUUGGAACACAGCUGAAACCUUCAAGGGUCAGCCUGGCUUUGGCUGUUUGAAGGCUACCUAGUCCCAAUCACAAGGAAAUGUGUUAACCCUACAAAUGUGAAAUGUUAAUUAUUAAUAAAAUAGCAAUAAAGGCAAAUUUUGCACUGUAAA